Trichobilharzia szidati is the source of this 1209-nucleotide messenger RNA. Lineage: Eukaryota; Metazoa; Platyhelminthes; Trematoda; Strigeidida; Schistosomatidae. The record is from the annotation of a GenBank genome assembly.
AUGACUUCUUUAAAAUUAUUGAAUACAUAUCCAAAAUGCUCUGGUUUGCUGUCACAAAAUCUUCCAGCAGUAUGUAAGCGGGAAAUCUACCAUUUUGGUCCUUCUUUUACACAUAAACCACAGUCUUACAAGGAGAAGAGACUCGUAGGUUAUUCACCAGAGAAUAUGUUUGAUAUUGCCAUCGAUGUUGGUCGUUAUUCAGAGUUUGUACCUUGGUGUAAUCACUCAAAUAUUGUUGAACGAGGUGAAAGUAGUAUGUUAGUUCGUUUGGGUGUCGGAUUCCCUCCACUCAGUGAAUCAUAUAUGUCCCGAAUAACUUUUGAACGACCUAAACAUUUAAAGUCUGUGGCGCAAAAUGUUCGAAUGUUUCAUCAUUUAAUUAAUGAAUGGCGUUUCCUACCUGGACUCCCAGACAAUCCCCUUUCGUGUAAUAUUGAGUUUUCUGUGGAUUUUGAAUUUCGUUCUCCACUUUAUUCAAAAAUUGCUGCCUUAUUUUUUGAUCAAGUUGUCAGCGUGAUGCCUUCGUUAAACUCAAAUCUUUGCGUUUUAACACAAAAAAUUGGACGUCUUCUACUGAUUGGUUUAAAUCGACCAGAUAAAGGGAAUUGUAUCAAUCGGGAGACUGUAGCUGCAUUGAACAAUGUUAUUCAUAAUCAAUUUGAAAAAGAUAAUGAUAUAAUCGGUGGUGUAUUAUACGGUGAAGGUAAAGAUUUCUGUUUGGGUUUGGAUAUUGAAGAAUUAAUGGAUUAUAUUAAACAAAAUCCAAAUUAUGAUAACGCGAAGAUAAAUCAAAUGUAUUCGUGUUUAUCUACAGAUCCUAAUAAAAUCACCUUGACCAGUAAACCUCUUGUUGCAGCAAUCACUGGUAAGGCUGUCGGUGGAGGUUUAGAAUUAGCAUUAGCCUGUGAUCUACGUGUAGCAGAAGUGGAUUCUGUUCUUAGCUUACAUAAAAGAAAACAUUCUAUCGGCGUUGCAGUGAAAAUGAUUGACUCCAUAACUCGUCUGCCAGGAUUAUCGGCCUUACUGUCUGAUCGGUCGAAUUUGCUGAGAGCCAGCUGUCCCUCUUAUUCAGACAAUUCAAAAUUAGCUGAAUUAGAAUAUAAUGAAGCAUUGAAUGCUUUACGAAAAGAAGGAGUUAAAGUAUUUCGAGAAAAACCUUCGAAUGAAGAAAAUGGGAUGGACUUUAUCAAUACAAAAUCGUCGACAUAA